Messenger RNA from Carassius carassius (crucian carp), 4931 nucleotides. RefSeq names its product sal-like protein 1. Lineage: Eukaryota; Metazoa; Chordata; Actinopteri; Cypriniformes; Cyprinidae. The transcript has 3 exons. The coding region runs from base 316 to 4038 and encodes 1240 amino acids. Gene Ontology annotation, biological process: regulation of transcription by RNA polymerase II. Gene Ontology annotation, molecular function: RNA polymerase II cis-regulatory region sequence-specific DNA binding; DNA-binding transcription factor activity, RNA polymerase II-specific. Gene Ontology annotation, cellular component: nucleus. The record is from RefSeq and is a predicted model, not a curated record.
GUCAUGUUUUGAGUUGUGGGAGUGUGUUUAAUUUGAAUAUUGUGAUCGACAGUGCGGUGAUGUAUGAACGGCUUUCGCUUAUAAAUUAUUUAAUUAUUCUUUGCUGACAUUACUGCGAUUAGCACAUUCCUUUGUGAUAAUCGCAUUUUCAUUCCUGCCAACUUUAUUUCUCAGUUAUGAUGAAUAUGUAAACAGUCCGGCGGUAGGUUCACCCAGACCGGGGCUCAUUGACAAGGAUGCUUUUGGUUGGACACUGAUUCAUUUUGAUUGGGACACUUGUGGAUUCUUUAGGGAGAAAAACAGAGUUAUUCCAGCAUGUCCCGGAGGAAACAGGCUAAGCCACAUUAUGUUCUCAUCGAUCACACAAUGGAGAAUGACCCCACUCCAAACUGCGAUCUCUAUAUCUGUGAACAAUGCUGCGCUGAAUUUUCCAGUACAACAGACCUAAACCAACAUCAGAAAGACUGUUCAAAAGAUCAAUUAGUGGUAAUAGUUAGUGAAAACGAAAGCCUAUAUUCUCCACCUUCUGGCCUCAAAAUUGAUUCACCAUUCUUCAACAAUGAGGAGAAUUUGGAUGGAUUGACAAGAAAUGAACAUAUAGAAGAACCUUGUGACUUUUGUGAUGAUGGAAUAUCAGUGGAAGCUGACAAAUACUUACACACUUUUAAAAACAGCAGUCAUGAUAAUGAAAAACAUCAUUAUGCUGAUGGCUUUAGCUCAGAAUUCUCAACUAUACUACCUCAAGAGAAUACCUUACUUGAGUUAUGUAAAUUAUCAGCCAUUAAUAGCAAUGUCUUCAUUGAGAACCUAGAAAACACCAAAGUUGCUGUUGCUCAGUUCUCACAUGAAACAAGUUUAAAUCUAAAGACAAGAUGCAGAAACGCCAGCAACAGCAAAAUGGCCGCCUCUGGUUUGAUUGAGCAGCUGUUAACACUGCAGGAACAGCAGGAGCAGCAGUUAAAACUAAUUGAAGGAAUUCAAUGCCAAAUAAUGCUAUUAGCAACCCAAAAUUCUGAUACACCUGUGGCCACAAAUACCUACAAUGGUCUGUCUCAAACCAGUUCACUGAUAAAACUUAGCUCACACAUCUCUGAACAACUCACAGCAGCUGCUGGGCUAGUAGAAAACAUAGCUGCUAAUGUUAAACCGUAUAAACAUGUUAUUUCACAAAACAACCAAGGUGGCUUAAAGGGCGAUAAAGGAAACUUCCAAAUGACGGAUGAAAACAGAGGCAACCAAUCAAAGGUUGGUAGAUAUCUGUGUAGUAAUCAGUCUUUGAAUGACAACACAGUCAGUGAUACGGCUGAUGGCACAGCUCAUUUAAAAAAUCCUGCACAAUCUCCUACUUCAAUUACAGAUGUGAUUCUAAACAAACUUGAAUUGCCCCAUAAACCAAACAUCUUUAAUAUUUCUGAAAACUCAUUGCCUAGUAUUGGUGCAAUUGUGGAGGACCUGAAUGCUUUGACUGCCCUAGCCCAGCAUAGGAAAGCCAAACCCCUCAAUGUAAGUGUAUGUGAACACAAGAGACCAUCUGAAGAUUGUAUAUUCAAGCACAAAUGCAGGUUCUGUGCCAAAGUAUUUGGAAGUGAUAGUGCUUUGCAAAUACACCUGCGUUCUCACACUGGAGAGCGACCCUACAAAUGUAACAUAUGUGGAAGUCGGUUUUCCACCCGUGGGAAUCUCAAAGUCCACUUCCAACGUCACAAGGAGAAGUAUCCUAGCAUACUAAUGAAUCCUUGUCCGGUUCCAGAGCAUUUAGAUAAUGUCCCAACCAGCACAGGUAUCCCAUAUGGCAUGUCUCUGCCUCCUGAGAAGCCUGCUCUUACCUGGUUGGAAAGUAAACCUUUAAUGGGUAACUCACUUGGCUUUAGACUGCCACCAUCUUUUCCAAGUCUUCCACCCAUCAUUAAAAAAGAGGAGGAAGGGAUAUCAAUAACUAAACAUAGUCCUGUUGUCAAUGAGGUGUCUGAGAGAAGUAAUGGACAUCAAGAGGGAUUUGGUUGUAGCCCUCCUCUAAUUUCAAAUGAGAAAUUACAAGAGGUUACACAACCCUUGAGUGUUGCUAACUUACUAAGCUCCUCAUGGGAGGGUUCAAGAGACGACAUUGCUAUUAAUACCUUGGACAAUACAACCUUAAUAACCAAGCUAAAACCGGAGCAGAUUGAAACCAGAUUUCUUUUUGGAGGUCUUCCAAAUCCUCCUGGGGCAUCUGAGACUUCACAGCUGGAGCAGUUAGUGGAGAACAUUGACAAGAAGUCUACUGACCCCAAUGAGUGUGGAAUCUGCCACCGGGUUCUUAGCUGUCAAAGUGCCCUUAAAAUGCAUUUCCGCACCCAUACCGGAGAAAGGCCAUUCAAAUGCAGAGUGUGUGGACGGGCGUUUACAACCAAGGGCAAUCUCAAGACACACUACAGCAUUCAUCGUUCCAUGACACCUCUUAGAAUACAUCAUUCAUGCCCAAUAUGUCAAGAAAAGUUUACAAAUGCAAUGGUUCUACAGCAGCAUAUCCACAUGCAUAUGGGUGGUCACAUUCCUAAUGUCCCAUUGCAUGAUAGCUUUGCAGAAACCAUGGAUCAGGAUGCUGACUCUGUAGAUGGUAGGACCUUGGGAGAGGAUACCUUGUCCAGUGAGAACAUGGAUGUUAUGGAAGGUGAAUCCGAUUCAAAAUACCCAGCCUCUUUACCGGACAGCCUAUGUUCUUCCCCUGCUUCUUUUGAGUUUGCCACAGUAACUGGGUCAGAGAGUCAGAUUGCAGUUUCGAAUGUGGAAACUUUGUUAAAUGUCGAUAAAUUGACUUUGGGGAAUGGAUCAGUGGAUGGAGACUGCUCAACCCUGAGAUUAUCUUCACUAGAUAGUGACAAUGAGAGUGUAAGGAGAGGGAUUUCCUCCAUCACUCAGAUGACACCCUCCUGGAACCCAUCUUCCACCAAUGGCUCUGCUUAUGAAAAGCAAGGAUACACUACAAUGGACAGAAAUUUGAAAUCUGCUGAAUCAAAAAUCUCAAACCUACAGCCAAAUCUUACAGUAUCUAGAUUACUUGAUGGAACAUCUAGAGAUACACCAAAAGAUAGCUUGACUAUGAUUUUUCCAUUUAAUGAGCAUGGAUCCCAAAAAAGCAAUGUUUGUGAUAUAUGCAACAAGACAUUUGCCUGUCAAAGCGCUCUGGAUAUUCAUUAUCGAAGUCACACCAAAGAGCGACCAUUCAUCUGCACUUCAUGCAACAGAGGGUUCUCAACCAAAGGUAACCUUAAACAGCACAUGCUUACCCACCAGAUGGAAGAGUUACCUUCACAAUUGAUUCAGCCAGCAAAUCAGAUCCUGAUUUUUCCAACAAACCAGUUUCUACCCUCCAUGGAACCAGUUAAUCCCUCAAAAAGGAUUGACCACAAUGGGUUCAUCAAAAAAGAUCCUAAAGAUUCACACACAGGUAUAGUAAGCUCAACAGCUUCCACAUUGCCUGUACUUUCUACACCAAAAUUAACAGCAACACCACUUCGGCGAACAGCUAAACAGCACUUCUGUCACAUUUGUGGGAAGACCUUCUCUUCUUCGAGUGCGCUACAAAUUCAUGAAAGAACCCACACUGGUGAGAAACCCUUUGCCUGCAACAUAUGUGGACGUGCAUUUACCACUAAAGGAAAUUUGAAGGUUCAUAUGGGAACUCACAUGUGGAGCAGUUCUCCAGCUAGACGAGGUCGCAGACUUUCUGUUGAUGGUCCAUUCCUUAGAUCCAAUUCCGAGCAAUUUCAGGAAUCUUCCUCAAAAGAUGUUGUGGGUAAAGUGGAUAACGGAAAUUCCUUAGGCCUCUGGAGCCAAUAUACCUCUCUCGCUAGUGGUUUGGUUGCAAGGACAAAUGAAACACCUGUAAUUCAAAAUGGUGUCAUACCUCGCCUGUCGAUUUCUGCUGGGCAACUGGAAAACAUAGAAAAAUUGCAACUCAACAGAGCUUUACCUUGGCUUGAGAGAUUGAGUGAAAAUGUUGCAACCUUUCAUUUCCGACAGUUGGCAGAAGACAAUAAAACAACAGCGACAAAUUGAAUUUUGUCUUUCAGGGUGCAAACCUGUACAUUCAAAUGUGAUGCAAUUUCAUAUGCAUGUUGAUUCUUUUAGCAUUUUUGUACGUGUACCCUAUGUAGUGACAUUAAGACAAAUUCUAUUGUUUCUUAGUUAGGACAGAUAUUCAAAACUGAAGUAGUGUUGAUUGUAUUUUAUAAAUUAAUUUGAUGCUUUUUGUUGUUUUGCUGAGGAACAUUCUAAGUAUUCUUAAUAUGCAGCUAUUAUCUUUUAUUUUACAAUUAAGUAUUUUGUUUUAUUAUUAACUGAAGGUAUUUAUCCAGUACAUUUGCUAAACUCGUUAUAGGAUUUGUAAUGAGGUACAUUUGUUUCAUUUAAUGGAUAAAUGAAUCCCUAUUUCUUAUCAGAAACUACUUAUCAGUCAGUGUUUCUCAAUAUUAUAUUUUGUGCUUGAAUUAUGUGUUCUUUCAUACGUACAGUAUUUAGAUUGUAAAUGUAAACACUAAACCUUGCUAAAACUAUUUAUUUUUACCCUUUAAAAAAUACUCUCUACUUGUAUACUGUUACAUUGGAGGAACUGUUAUGUAUGACCUUAUUUUAUGUUGUGGCAUCAUGUCUUGUAUAUUAUGGCAACUGCAUAAGUUCUCAAAGCCAUUUUCCAUUUCAACUGUCUUUGCAUUUGGCUUAUACAAAGCAUGAAUCAUUUCAUUUCAAAGGAGUGUGCUUUUGUAAUUUUACUUAAAGUCGUACCAUAUGAGUGUGUAUACCUUCAAGCAAGUCUCCUAUUUCAUUGAUUCACCUUUAACUAAGAAAUUAAUCUUUCCCUACUUCCACACAAGCAGAAUUCAUGCCCUUUCUCUAAUGAUAAAAAAUCAAGGUCACCUUGUCCUCUGCAUUUACAUUUCAAUAAACUUACC